Molecule: messenger RNA, 3102 nt
Organism: Micropterus dolomieu (smallmouth bass)
Lineage: Eukaryota; Metazoa; Chordata; Actinopteri; Centrarchiformes; Centrarchidae
Gene: cpne2
Product: copine II
Exons: 16
Coding region: 200-1843 (547 amino acids)
Biological process (GO): cellular response to calcium ion
Cellular component (GO): plasma membrane
Molecular function (GO): calcium-dependent phospholipid binding
Source: RefSeq, a predicted model, not a curated record
ACACUGUUGCGCCUUGCAGGAUACUGUGGAUAAAAAUGGCAACAGCAACUUUAAGUUUCACUCUUUGGUAGAAAAAAAACAAGCUUUGGGGGAUUUUAUUUCUCCUCACUGUGCGCAGUAAUUAAAGAAAUUAUCAACUGAAAAGCGGCGAAGAAGUUGGACGUCAUUUACUGAGGGUGAUUAGUUGCAACCUCAGACAAUGGCCUACACUCUAGGCUCAACCACUGAGGGCCAGACGCGCAGUGUCGCACCUCAGCACUGCGUCACCCGGGUGGAGCUGUCCGUCACCGCAGCCAACCUGCUGGACCGAGAUGUAGCCUCCAAGUCGGACCCGUUCUGUGUUCUCUUCCAUGAAGUGGAUGGAAACUGGGUGGAGCUUGGCCGCACUGAAACAGCUGUGAACAACUUGAACCCAGUGUUUGGAGUGAAGUUUCAGGUGGACUACCACUUCGAGGAGAUCCAGAAGCUUCGCUUUGCCAUGUUCGAUGAAGACAAGUGUGCUACGCAGCUCUACGAACAUGACUUCCUGGGAGAAUUCAUUUGUACACUGGGAGUGAUUGUGUCCAAUAAGAAACUUCACAGACCACUGAUCUUAGCCAAUGGGAAGCCAGCUGGGAAAGGAUCCAUUACGAUAACAGCUCAGGAGCUGUCUGACAACAGAAUCAUCACUUUGACCUUGAGUGGGCGUAAACUGGACAAGAAGGACUUCUUUGGGAAGUCAGACCCCUACCUGGAGUUUCACAAACAGGGAGAAGACGGCAAAUGGAUGCUGGUUCACAGGACAGAGGUCAUAAAGAACACUUUAGAUCCAGCAUGGAAACCCUUCACCGUGCCACUCAUUUCUCUCUGCAAUGGAGAUGUGGACAGAAACAUCAAGGUCCUGUGUUACGACUAUGAUAAUGAUGGAGGCCACGACUUCAUAGGGGAGUUUCAAACCACGGUUGCCAAGAUGAGUGAAGCCCAGAAUUCAGUGGAGGUGGAGUUUGACUGCAUCAACCCCAAGAAACAGAAGAAGAAGAAGAAUUAUAAAAACUCUGGAUUUAUCAUUGUCAAGUCAUGUAAGAUUACGAGAGACUACACAUUUCUGGAUUACAUACUGGGAGGAUGCCAGCUCAUGUUUACAGUCGGCAUAGACUUCACAGCAUCUAACGGGAGCCCUCGUGAGCCGUCCUCCCUCCACUACAUUAACCCCCUGGGCAGCAACGAGUAUCUCGCUGCCAUUUUAGCUGUGGGACAAAUCAUACAGGACUAUGAUACCGACAAAAUGUUUCCUGCUCUGGGAUUUGGAGCCCAACUCCCACCAGACUGGAAGGUGUCGCACGAAUUUGCCAUAAACUUCAACCCCACCAACCCCUUCUGUUCAGGCGUGGAGGGUAUUGCCCAGGCCUACUCCGCCUGUCUCCCUCACAUUCGUUUCUACGGCCCGACAAACUUUGCUCCAAUCAUCAACCACGUAGCGCGUUUUGCUGCCCAGGCACUUCAACAAGAGAAAGCAGCGCAGUACUUCACUCUCCUUAUUAUAACAGACGGUGUCAUCAGCGAUAUGGACGAGACGCGUCACGCCAUCGUACAGGCGUCUAAGUUACCCAUGUCCAUCAUUAUCAUUGGCGUGGGCAAUGCAGACUUUGCUGCCAUGGAGUUCUUAGAUGGAGACGCCAGUGUUUUGAGGUCCAACACAGGAGAGGAGGCUGUUCGGGACAUUGUGCAGUUCGUCCCUUUUAGGGAUUUCCGUAAUGCACCCAAGGAGACCCUCGCCAAGUCAGUCCUGGCCGAGCUGCCUCAGCAGGUCACCCAGUACUUUAAACAGCGGAAUCUACCGCCCAGCAACCAGGCACCGGAGUGAGACACCCCCGAAGAGCCAACACGCUGUACAAUAGCUCAACAGAACCUCUCUCUUGUUAACGGCAAACAAUACAGAAUGAAAGUGUCUAUCAGCUGUGAAAAAAACCUACUUGUGGACAAAAAAAAUCUUAACAUUGAAGACAUUCCUGCCAUUAUAUCUGCAAUGCUUUUACUGGUUAAUGAAUGUUUGGUCAAUAUCCAGGAUGAAUCCAACAGAAGUGGUAUUCUCUAAGCUUUCCAGCUCACAGAACUGUGUUGAUAAUGUGUAAAGGACCUUCCAUGUCUACAGUGAUGGCGGGUGUCUCCAAAUGAUAUGAAUAUGCAGGUAAAACACUGUCCUCCCUUUUUUUUAGAGAAAUGAAAAAUAUCUUGAUUCAUUAGGAUGUAGGUAUUUUUGCUUUUUGCAUGUGUGUGUCUUGUGAUUGAUACCGUGUGAUACGUACAACUCCUUGGUGUAAAGUCCUUUCUAUGCUGAAGUAUAUCAGUGGUUGAAUCCCCUCCGGUUGUUGUAUGGAUCCUUUUCAGGUAGCAGAUCAGAUGAAGACUGUUUUUGAAUGCGUGCUCACAUGUAGUGGACUCAAAGACAGGACAGAGCACAAUUGCAUCAACUCUGACGUCGGGGGGCGGAUUUAAUUUCGAAGGUUUGAUCGCCAGUCGUCUGCAAGGCAGGUUUUAAUGUUCCGCUAUGCUUAUUUGAUUCUAGAGGACAGAAUCUGAGUAGGAUGAGGCCAAAGUGGCAGCUGUAGCACUAACACAGGAUAGAUGUGGGAUACUGUGUGAACUCAUUGGGUUAUAUCUGGGGCCAUUUUGCUGGCUUUCGCAAAAUGCUUUGAUUUCUUAUGACAUCGGUUCAUCCUGCAUGUUGCCUAUAUCUACUCACUGUUUACAAACUGAUGCCCGUGAUCACAAAUGCAUGAUUUUUUUUUUCUUAAAUUAUGUCUUUAUCAGAUUUUGUAAAUAUUUUAAAGAGAUUCUGAGGAAAUAUAAGGAAGCUGCGUGGCACAGAAAGCGUCAGAGAAGGCAGUUAAGUGUUAACAAGUGGAAGCAGAAGAGUUUCUGAUAUGCAUAUAUAUCGAAUGUAUAUUUAUAUGAAACUGUUUAUGUUCUGAUGAGCCCAUAUUUCUGACAUGUUUUUAAUGUACUUUUUAUGCAGUGCUGAAUUGUGUACUUAAACUACUAUGUGUAUUGCUGUGCAUCUUUGUACUAAAUGUGUUAUUGAUUUUAUAAAAUUGUGUCUAUGUCCACACUCAGGUUAAUAAA